Molecule: messenger RNA, 5432 nt
Organism: Haliotis rufescens (red abalone)
Lineage: Eukaryota; Metazoa; Mollusca; Gastropoda; Lepetellida; Haliotidae
Exons: 13
Coding region: 400-3138 (912 amino acids)
Source: RefSeq, a predicted model, not a curated record
GGAGAAAUCAGCGCGCGUACAUUUCAAUCAGCACUAGGCUUGCAGUUGCUUCACAAUAGCCUGUCUAUAUUCAUGUUUACAGGUACAUGCCACCUUCACGGUAACGCUUAGUGCCUAUUAUUAACCCAUUUACUGCCCACAGCUAUCGGAAGGCUAGAGACGUGGUUCAGUACAACAAUGACCAUGUCAAGGGAUUGAUUUUGAAAUCUACAAGUGAAUAGACUGAUAAGUACAGGCCUGUGGUGGUGAGAGUGCAGCCAGUGAAGAUAAUAUGUACAUUGCAUGACUGAAAUGAAAGUGUUUUACAGUGACAUACAUCCAUCAGUGUGAGACAUUACUAGCGUUGGGAGGUGAUAUUCAACAUGUUUCGUGGAGGAGGGAUUUAAAACAGGACAAACUAUGGAGGAAGAAGAGAGGUGGACUCCCCACAUGUUGUGUUGGGGGUGUGGCGAGUUUGGUCAACACUGCCAUGGAGAACAGAAUGAUGUCUCCUUUGACCGAAGUCCAGUGUUCACAUUCAAGGGGGAUAACCCCAAAUGUCGAGUGAAAUAUGUGGGAUGUGGAGCUAGUCACAAUGUCAUUAUUACAGACCUGGAUGAAAUAUUUGUGUGGGGGAAUGGGAACAGCGGACAGCUGGGGUGUAAGGAUUUGGGCACCAAGUGGAAACCCACCCCCAUCCACCUGCCCAUAGAAGACCGGGUUGAGAUUGCUGGGGUGGCCUGUGGGGGGCGCCACACCAUCAUCUGGUUGAAGAACGGCCAUGCCUACAGCUUUGGAAACAACUUCUAUGCUCAGUUGGGAUACAACUUUAAGGAGCCGAACUACAAAGAAAAUCAGCUUGAGCCGAAGUUGAUGAAGUUCUUGAUGUAUCGACACGUGUCACAAGUGUCAAGCGGAGAUAAACACACCCUCUUUCUCUUCAGCGAUGGAACUCUGGCUGCUGUGGGGAGUAACGCACACGGUCAGAUUGGAAUCGGCAGCCGAGAAGAUGCGGUAGUUCCUCGCGAUGUCGACAUUGACAAAACUGUCACGUACAUAGCAUCCGGUGCCAAUCAUAAUCUUGCCAUAACAGAUGAUGGUAGCGUCUUCAUGUGGGGAUACAGUCGGGCCUGUGGACACCGGCGCCAUGAUGUUCUACAGCCAGAGAGAGUUCUUGAAGGUCAUCAUGUCAUCCAGGUAGCAGGAGGCGCCACCCACAGUAUGGCUCUCACAGCCAGUGGCAACAUCUACUCAUGGGGAGGUGGUAUUGAUGGUCAACUCGGUCAUGGCAAUAAGGUGUUUGUGACCCAACCCUGCAAGGUGAAGGACAGCCAGCUGACAGGUCAAGUCGUGCAUAUUGCAUGUGGGGAGGCCUUCAGUGCUUGUAUAACAGGUGAUGGCCGCCUGUACAUGUGGGGCAAGAACAGCCACACAAUAGUUGCUGGAGAGACCUCAUCCUACAAAGUGACCUAUCCCCUCUGUCUGAAUCAGCCACUGGCUACCCCUCUGGAGUCUGUAUACUGUGGGGCUUGGCAUGCUGCCGUUCUCACAGGCAUAAACACACGGGUGCUGACCGAGGACGUGUCUGAGUCCGAGUCCAGUGAUGACGGGGAAACAAUGAGUCUAGUAAGUCAGACCUCGACGAGCACAGAGGACCCAUCACAGUACAUGGAUAAAAUUGAUGAAAGUGAGCUUCUCGCUGAAACCAGCCAAUUAGAGAUAGCCCUUCCUCCGGAGGACCACACCCAUGUUUCCCUGGGGGAGUUCUACGCCCCCACCCCUGACCUCACCCACCAAGCUUCCAUGUUGGGAUGUGAGCAGAUGUUUGCCGGCACUAGAUCACUUGAUCCUGAGUCAGCAAAGCGGUUGGUCAUCCAGGUUCCUGUGUCUCAGAUUGACUCAAGUGAACAGUCUUCUAAUUCUACUCCUUCCCGGACAGUGUCAAGGGAGAGUUUGCAGGGGGAGACAACUGGUGUCAGUCAGGACAACACCUUUGAUCGCCUUCAACAAUAUCCACACAUUGAACCCCUAACUCAAGUUCCUCCACAGUCAACUUUUUCAGCUGAAAAACUAAGUUCCAAAUCUGAUGUGCCAAAACUGCGCUUAGGUUACAACCGUUCAAAAACUGUGGUUGAUAGUGGACACCAUACAGUACAAAUCAGCAGACAGACAGCUAAGCGUUACACCCUCCCAAGGGAAAAUACCAAGCUCAUAAGCAGGAAUGUUGCCUUUGUGAAUGCUUCUGACUUGAGGACCACAGGACUCAUGUUUCCAGACACUGCCUGUCCCACAAGAAACGAAGAAGCUGAGACGAUUGCUUAUGGUGAUGUCCAUACUGUUAGCGUUGAAAAACAGAAACAACAUUUGACAGCCAUUUUGCAAAGUCAACCACGUGAAGUACUUGUACAACCACCAGAACAAGAUGUCCAAGUUCAACGCUCAAAAACAUUCUGCGCCCCCCUACACGGUCGGAUGGCGAGGACAAACACUCGGUUCUUCUACAAAAGGAAACCCUCUGUUGGUCAACUCGCUGCCCGUAAUGCCCUCGCCCGGGCCCAGCUCUUCAACCCGCGGGCCUUUGAGAGAAUGGCGACUGUAGGAGAGGCAGUGGGUAAGGCUGCAUUAGUUGGUCAUCAGACCAAGACAGACAUGUCUUUUGCUGCAGAGCCUGGUGCCAGGAAACCACUCUUCUCAAGUGCAUCUUCCUGGAGGGAAAGACGAGACGUGUUAAAUGGAAUCUCCACCAAAGGCGCGACUGCUGCUGCUGUAGGUAACUCUGCAGUGAAGGAUUUGACAGAAGAGAAGGAACCGGCCUUCAAGAUCAACAGUUUAAAGACAAAGACCUCCUUGGUUAACAGGGACAUUCAAAAACAUAAUCCAGAUGCUUCUGCGAAGAGGAAGUUAUUCGUAAAGUCGUCCAGUCUUAGUAAUCUUAACUCGCUUCCUAGAAAAACUCAUCUGGGCGGUGGCGUGAUGAGUGGUGGCAGUUCGAGCCCUAGGAACUACAGUGCGGUGUUGAGUAUUUCAGGACAUUCCCCGGAUGGUUGUGAAGCACCUACUGCUACUGUGAGACCAGAGGUCAGGACGUUUGAGCAUAUGGGUGUGGAUAAAAUGGAAUAUCGAACACCGGAAGUGACCAGUGGGCUGCGCAAUGGCUAGGGCGCUGGCGUCCGUACGUUUGGCCAUCCUCGUAUAUUGCGCUUGCGUACGCUUGAUAUUGAGCUUAGACGCAUUCGCAGACUUGCUGGCGUAGGAGGUCUUGGCCAUUUCUAGAAAGCUAGUCUGUGAUAGUUUGAUGUGAUGCUACAUAUACUGUGAUAUCAAAUUAUAAUCAUAUAUUUUACAUCUUGUAACAAUCAUAACGAUAAUUUAUGCAAAUGACAGAAAAAUAGUAUUGUUUAUAUUGUUAUUUUGACUAUAAAUGUCUUUAUUUUUGUUUGCUCUCAUCACUGAAUAAUGGUGAAUCUUUGCACCGUUCAAUUCUGAAAUUGAUAGGAACGUACUCUGGAGUUUAUGAAUUAUGACCAUUAAGAUUACUCAUCAUUAGUAUGCAAGAGGACAAACGGCAAUCACUACCACACUGAAAUUGAAGAGCAAGAACAAAUGAGCGGUAUGACCUAUAGAUAGUGCCUCGGAUCUGCGCCUCAUUGUAUUGUGAUGAGGUGCCGUCGUUGCUCUAUUAAUCAUUACAUGUUAAUAACUCGUAUUAACCAUCUUUGGUAUUAAGCACAGCUUGUAAUUAUAAGUGAAUCAUUGAAAACUAUUUCUUUGUUUGGAAUCUAUAACUGCUUAUCAUUAUCAUAGCAAAGUUGCAUUCUCUUGAUUAGUCUUUGAGAUGAAACCUCCGUUCCCGUGGGAAUCCAGUAUCUCCGGUCAAUACAUUGUCUUUAAAUAUACAUAACGAUAGUUUCUAAUAACUGUAUAUAAAAUGUGUUCAAUACCAUAUCUGAUACAGAAAUAUAUAUCAAAGAAUAGUUGGUCUGGCGCUUACCGUUUUACUGAUCUCGGGGCCUACUGCCCUCUUCCACGUUCUUUUGUUCAAGUUGAGGUAUUAUGCAAGUAAUGACGACAUUUCAAUUUCUAAACUCGGCUUCAUCGAUAACAAGGCUAGAAUUACUUGUGGCACCAGGGCGUUGUAUUUUCAGUUUCCGUUUGGUACCCUCGAUGCAUCUGGGUAAUAUCCUCAUAAUCGUUGAAUCCCAGUUAAGUGGAGCCAUUUUCUCAAGAACUAUAACUCGAAACAGAGGUGUGCUUCACCAAACAGGAUGUGUUACCUGAGCCUCGAUGGAUACAUUUAUCGAGCAUUAUGUUCAUAAAGGCAAUUUUAUGAUGCCAUGUCGAUAACCAUUCCAUUAUUUGUCCAUUUGUCUUUCAGAAUAUCAAUAAUUAUAUCGCACGCAGCUAAUCUUUUCAACAAUAGAAGAAACAAACAGACAACACGUUUACUUUCUUAAAGACAUCAGUUUUACAGUACCGCGACCGUUGUUUUUAUCUUUAUUUUCAAAUCAUAACGUUGUUUGAUUUUUGGGGAUUUUAUGUAAAUAUUUUCCAAUACUCUUUAGCCGUCUGUCCAGGGGGUUAUAUAAAGGUUUGUUUGAUUCUUGCUGUUGAGAGUUUCACUGACUUCACUGGUUUACGACCGACGGGUAUUUAUUCCACCUUUCGCAGAAAACUGUUCCUGGAAGUGUUUGAAAUGUGUCAGUCAUAAUCCUGGAUGAUGGUUUUUAUCUGCAUUGUCAGUAAUCAUUUGUCUCAGCGUGUUCAAACUUAAACAUAUUGGAUGCUGCUUAUGUACUACUCAAAAGAAAUUAAGGACCAAUCGAUUAUUCCAUAAUACUAUAGUUAAUCUGUCAUGGCAACGAUUAACUAUAGUAAUAUGAAAGAAUCGGGUGUUCCUUAACAUUUUUUAGUAGGAUGUGGGUGAUGGGGUAGUCUGAUAGUUAAAACGUUCUCUCUUCAGGACGAAAGCCCGGGUUUGAUUCCAAACAUGGUACGACGUGAGAAGUCUAUUGCUGGCGUCCACCACUGGAGCCAUGAUAAAGGCGGCGUAAAACCAUAAACUUGUCAACUCACUCACUCAUUCUAUAUUUGAAAUAACCAAUACAGGAAGUCUCUGUUGCUUAUAGUUUAGGAAACAAAACGUCUGUUGGUAUACUAUUAUGAAACCUCGCUACUGUGCUCUAUAAAGAAGGCACGAGUACAUGAGUUGAGCCCCUUAUUCGUACCAGGAUCUUUCCAUUAAAUGUCAUACCCCGUGCUCAUUACUAAAGUGCUCAAUGUCUGUGACCUACGUGACUUUUGCCUUUCCUCCCACAUAAAUCUGACAUGACUUGAUACUGGAAAAAAGGACCGCCUCUGUGGUCUAAUGGUAGAGCGGAAGGUCCGGGGUUCGAUCCCCAGCCGCGUCAUACCAAAAGACGUUAAAAGAUGGUACAUGUUGUUACCCUGUCUGG